AUGGUUCGAAGGACUCCGGAACAACAAUACCAGGAACUGGUCAAGCGCAGCAACAUUCCAAAAGAUGAGGUCCUCACUUUAUUUGAUCAAUUGAAGCCUGCUAAGCUCGAGCAAUUCAUUGGUCCCUGGAAAGCCGCCAGCGUGAGUACUGGCCACCCGAUUGAGCAAAUGCUUAACGACAUGCGUUGGGCUGGCAAGAAUUUUCGAUCUAUUGAAGAUGUCGAUCCAGUCGUGAUUUACAAAGACGAUGGAUCUCGUAGAUGGAAUGAGGACUAUGGUCACGCCCGACUUCGUCAAGUCGAGUUCCGUGGGGUUGUUUCUACGGCUAUGGUUUACGACGAUUUUCCUAUCAUUGACUACUUUCGAUAUGUGAACGAUGACUUAUUGGCUGGAGCAAUGGAUUCGAAAAUCCAUCAGGGUGGAACAUAUUAUUUCUAUAUAUAUAGGUGA
Messenger RNA from Penicillium macrosclerotiorum, 450 nucleotides. Its product is annotated as DUF4334 domain-containing protein. Lineage: Eukaryota; Fungi; Ascomycota; Eurotiomycetes; Eurotiales; Aspergillaceae. The transcript has 2 exons. Bases 1 to 450 code for a protein of 149 amino acids. The record is from RefSeq and is a predicted model, not a curated record.